Molecule: messenger RNA, 3409 nt
Organism: Penaeus monodon (black tiger shrimp)
Lineage: Eukaryota; Metazoa; Arthropoda; Malacostraca; Decapoda; Penaeidae
Exons: 7
Coding region: 1-3024 (1007 amino acids)
Molecular function (GO): nucleic acid binding
Source: RefSeq, a predicted model, not a curated record
AUGAAUAAUCAUGAGUCAUCAAAGUCAUGGGUCAUCCUCUCUAAAAACACAAGUACUUCACCUAAAUUAAAACGGGAGUCACCAAAUGAGCUACAACAGUCAAUAAACAAUCUGAACAGAAAAAGUCUGAAAGUUGGAAGUAUGAUGAACAUAAAUAGACAAAGGUCAUGUUCAACAGUCACACUCACUUCGAAAAGAAAAUCAGACACCAUCCAUACCAGCCGUGUUGUCCGGCGCUGGUUUCGUAAAUACCCCAUCACAGUUCAGCCACAGCCACCCAGAUCUCCGGAUCCUAACCCAACUGAAAACGUGUGGGCGGGAGUAUCAAAUUAUAUGCGGCAAAACCACACUCGCAAUCGUGUCGCAGUCGUGAAUAAUGCCUUGGAAGCAUGGGAACGUCUUCGGUGCGAGGAAGGCCGUGCUUUGAUAGCCGAGUUGAUAACCAAGCAUAUGAGCGUGGCCUCACCUCCUUCGCCAAGUCAGUCCAUGGAAGAAUGCGUUUCUGACAAUAGCACGCAGCUCGAUGAGAAAUUGGUGAUGGCUGACGAAAGUAGAGAAAUUAAAGCGAGCAUCCGGCAGGAACUCGAUACUUUCCAUAAGCGUUUGAGGGACAGCUACCGACCUGACCUCAAGGACGAGGCUGACCUUGGGGUGGCUCCCGGUAACCCCAUCUUUCACGACCUCGAGCCUCACUUCUUCCCUUCCCUCGAGAGCUUGGACUUGAAGCCGCAGGACCUGGAGAAGCAUGGCAGGCAAGUCAGCGUCGCCGACCUCCUCACCACGCAGCUGGACGAGGAAGCGACGACCCUCCCCAGCCGAGUCCUGGUCGUGGGUCGGCCCGAGAGCGGCAAGACUGCGCUCUUUGCCGAACUCAUUCACCUUUGGCUUCACGACAAGAGCAAGGUUCGUGGUAUGGUCCGAUACGAUGCCCUCAUAGCUAUCCAAUGUCUUGGCAUUCAACCUCCUCCCGAUGCCAACGAGAAGACGAAGCUCAGUCUCCAGGAGGAGGUUCUUAAGCGUCUCCCAGAGUCCUGCGGGAAAUUCGGUGAGGAGAAGGUAAAGCAGGUUAUGAGUGAAAUGGAAGUUCUCCUACUGGUUGACUCACUGGACGACCUUCCUCCGGGAUGGGCGAUGGACGAGACGUCGUUUUCGCCUUGGCUGAAUGUGUGCGUGGUGGUGUUCUCCGGUCUGAAGUUCAUGCAGGAUCGCGCCCACGCCCUGCGCUACGAGUGCGACAGAGACCACCUGGUGCUUCGACUCUGGGGCGGGAUGUCUGUCAAUCCUGUCAUGGCUCCUCGCGGGGCUUCUGAAUCCAUUGCCGAGCUGUCAGGCGGGCUGUCGGGCUCCCUCUUCAACGCCUACUGCCAGAGACUGUGCCAGGUUCACGGGAAAAAGUAUGCUGAGUUUAUGGAAUAUUUAAAUAGGCUGAUGAUGAACUUGUCGAUGGAAAUAAGAAAGCCUUUUAAUACUUACGUUGCCUUCCGAAGGUGGAUAGUGUCGAGCUCCUUCACUGCAAAGAUUGUUUCGGAGUUUUAUCUUGAGUGGUUUGCAUUUUGGAGUCGAAUAUACAAGACCAAAGUGCACCAUCAAAACACAGACGCUACUUUACUUAUAAAAAAGAGUAGUGAUGAUAUUGCAAGACUAGCCUUCGAUGCCUUUUCAGUUGCACAGAAGAAGCUACUUGUUAAAAAGGACGAACUACAUGACUUCGAAGAACGGAAAGCCUUCUUUGCACAUACGCUCGUCCCACACUAUAACUCUUCCGGCGAGAUACAGACAUUUACCUUCAGGAUCGCAGCCCACCAACUCUUCUUUUCGGCUAAAUAUAUCAAGAGUCAACUUCAAGAAGAUCACAGUCAAGCAAACAACCUGCUCCCGCUUGGCCAAGCGCUGAUGUACCGCCCCAUGAUCCCAAUGGUCAUGGGCUUAACAAAGGACCUCCAACACUUCAGCGAAAUCGAGGACCACAUCGUGAAAUUAGUAGAAGCGGUACAAACAGCUGACACCACCAGCCGUUUCGAAGACCCGAUUAUAAAUCACGUCUUGCAGGUUCUUGGCGAGAGUGGUCGGUACAACAGGAUAGAGGGCAAGUACGACAGCAUUGUGAAGAAGUUUUUGGAUACGCUGCCUAAAAGUAAUUGGUAUAUAUUGAAUGGAAACAUGCUGCCGGAAGCACUGAAAGCUCUCUGUGAGUGUGGGCAUGGUUUAACCGAAAGCGGAGACAGCGAACAAGAGAAUGAAGAUGGAAAUAGCGGGGAAGACAAGCCACAAAAAUUAUCCUUCCAAAUUGUUGGUCCUUUACGGGAGACACCCGGGCUAUGCAAACUCAUUGAAGCAAUAAGUCGGUGUAACAUCAGGGUUAGUUUGCUCCUAGACGCAACUUUCAGUGGAUCAGACGAGCAGCCAGUGGACGCAGCUGUCAAAGCCUUGCAGACGAAAGGUCGCGCCUCCCUCGGGAAGCUCACUGGAUUCCUCAAAGACGUCUCCAUCCUUGACAGUCAUCCGGCCACGCGGCGCAUCUAUGCACUUAGCCUCCGCAUCCAAGACGUCAAACAGUACGAAGCGCUUUACAGGCUGACGAAGAGGAGCAACAAGCUCACACGCAUUGCCCUCCGCAUCCCCAACAUUUCUGAGAUCAAAGUGAAGAAGCUCAGGGAGAUUCCCAUCUGCAUCAGCCACCUGAGCGUGUACAUCGAGGGCGUGAACGACGAGACGCUGGGCAUGGCAAUCGGGGCGUGGAGGGCCAUAAGGGGAACUACGCCGAGGAAGGAGCAGGAGUACCUUCGGUUUUGGGCUGUCAAGGACAAGUGUCUGACCGCCUCUGACGUCAUCCAGGUAAUCGCGGCUGACCUCCCAGCGAAGCGUAUAGAAGUGCCUCUUCAGCAGCCUGUGAGCGAGUACGACCAGCACAGAAUCCAGGAGAAACUGAACACUGUGAAAGGAGUCGAUUUCACCGUCAUGUUACUGGGUUCGAGGCAGUAUCCUCGCAAAAACCUGAGACCAAUAAAGAAGGAAGAAGUAUAGUCUGGGGAAAAGAAAAUUAUUUUAAAUAUUUUAAAGCGUAGACAGCGAAACAUUGCAAAAUAGAAAUGAACGGCAAUUGGUAUCGUGUGAUGUGUGUUUUACUUGCCACGGAUCAGCAAUAAAUGACUAGUAAAACGGAUUGUGUACAUAAUCCUUAUGCUUGAGUGCGUAGGAUAAUCCGGAAUGUACUUGAACACAGUGUCUCUAAGAUUGGGAGUUAAAGUAAUCAUUCACGUCACUGCAGAACGUUCCUCAAGCAUACAUUAACAGUUUUCCGUGUAUCAUUUACUGCUUUUAUAUGAAAUACUCCCCUAUGACUUUAGGAUGUCAUGCGUGUCUUUACGUGCAUUUUUUGCUAAAUAAAAAAAUCUAUGAUAGCAUAUUA